Molecule: messenger RNA, 1848 nt
Organism: Vitrella brassicaformis
Lineage: Eukaryota; Vitrellaceae
Source: the annotation of a GenBank genome assembly
AGCGCAGACCGACCUUCCCGUAGCAAGCGCAGAUCUCUGCUGAACGACGAUGAAUGGCCACCACGACGCCCUCUCUGACGACUCCCAAUCGCUGUCAAGCGCCUUCACCGUGGCCCAUGCCGACGUCAUGCAGCAGCUGCAGAACCUGCAGAGGUCCCAAGAGGCACUCGCCGCACAGCAGAAGAGACAAAUGCAGCAGAUGGAGGCACGACACCAAGCCGAUAGGGAGGAGCGGCGGGCUGAGAGGGACGAGUGGCGCCGUGAACGGGCUGCUCUCGAGGGCCGCAUCCGGCAGCUGGAAGAGAACAGCAUAUCGGUGGGGGACAUGAACUUUGAGGGUGGCGUCUAUCGUGGGCUGCUGAUGAAUGGGCAGCCCCACGGCAGCGGCACUCUGCUCACACCUGAUGGCCGCGUCAUCUACACAGGUGACUGGCGGCACGGCAAACGGCACGGCUAUGGUGAGGAGUUCAUCAACGGCAAGGUGACCUACAGGGGCGUGUGGGUGAGAGGGGAGAAGAAGGGAGCUAUCGUGGCGACGGGCAUGCGGUGGGAGGGCCAUUUCUAUCAUGGUCCCACACUCGAUGGCAGACCACACGGCGGGGGGGAGCUGCGGGACCGCCACGACAAGAUCAUCUUCAAGGGUCAGUGGACUAACGGCCGUGGCCACGGCGACGAGUUCGACUCACAGGGCCAGGUGAUUUACAAGGGCGAGUGGGCGGACGGCAAGCGGCACGGCCAGGGGAAGGCAUACUAUUACUAUGAUGGUCCUGUGUUGUGGUUUGAUGGCGAAUGGCGAGAGGGCCUGGCCCACAGCGGCACCCUCUUCCCUGACGGCAACUGGCAUGGACAGAAGAAGUUUGACGGCAGCCCUAAGUAUCCCCUCACCGCGUCCAUCACGCCCAUUCGAUGGCAGGCCGGACAGAGGAUUCCCAACACCGACGUGCCUGGAUGGGGAUCUGGCAAAUUACAUGAGUGUCUGCGGUAUGAGGGACUGUUGGUGUAUCUGCCUCAUGGCGCAUUAGGGUGGUGAUGGUCUCUUGUGGCUGGCUGACUGCCUGGGUGGCCGGUGUGUGUGUGUGAUAUCAAUCUGUGGAUCUGACGGGAAGAGGAAUGCUGACACAAUAUUGAGGAAUUGAGACCCCUGGUAUCUGGGUGCAUUUUCUUCGUUGUGCACUGGAAGACAUCGGUGUUGAUUGAGAGAGGGAAGGAGGGACAGCCGGUUUUGAUGCUUCCUGCUGUCUGUGUGAACACAACGGGGAUGCACUGCUGGCCUGCUGGCUGCGCAUUAUCCAUACACACCCACACACAUACACAGACGCACACACACACACACACACACACAGAGAGAGAGAGAGAGAGCGAGAUGGAGGGAAGGGCGUGGGCAGUGUCUGCUGGCGCCAGUGUGUAUCUGCCUGUCCAUCUCUGCAUUGAUAAAUGUGUGUGCCCAUGUCAUGUGUGUGCCCAUGUCAGCUCUGCCCAUGUCAGCUCGUCUGGCUGCUGAUGGGUGCAUGUGCGCGGCUGUGGGUUUCUAUGCCCGUGACGACUUGCGUGUGUGUGUGUCGGAUGUGAUGACUUUGCCAAUGUCAUGUUCGUGUGUAGAUGUGUGGCAGUCAACUGCAACUGAAUUGAGACCAAAAAGUGCAUCGGCGUUGUCCACAUUUCGGCAGACACACAUGAAAGCAAAACACACAGCAACGAGCCAACAAAUAGACAGCCACAGAGUGAAAUAGAUGCCCCAUCCGCCAAAGUCCAACUGAGCGAGUCGGAAUUAAGCUACGAGGAAAACGAAAAGGCCACAACAGCUUUGUGUUGUCUCUUUGACGUACAGCCAGAUGGCAACGAGCAGCU